AUGUCAUCGCCUCCAAGCAUGUCUACAAUCACUACAGUUUCUCGAGCUUCGACCUCAGGGGCACGUCUACUCCCACCGAGUCCCGACAAGAGAGACGAACCUGACAAUCAAACCCACAAAGCAUUGUCGAGGACGGACAAGCAGGAGGAGCUAAGCCGAGCCAUCGAAAGGAUCAAGACAUUUCUUACAGCGCCCGACGGGGACAAUCUAAAACUUCAACUUGGUCACGGGCUGAUAUAUUCUAAGAAGCUAACCCAGCCUCUUGACGAGGCCAGGGCGAGAUACUACUACGAGGGAGACACCUUGGUUGUUAAAGGCAUGAAACCGGUCCAUGAAAGCCUCUCCGAAUUUGCGUCCUAUGUUUAUGGUCAACUAGUGAAAGAAGUUUUCACUCCAGAAGAAUGCGAAUACGUCGGGAUGAAUACUGCCCCAGUUCAACUCUAUGGCAAGAUAGAAGGCUACGGCAAAAAACGCCAGUCAUUUUCCAAGAUUCCUGACGAAGCAUAUGUCGUAACAGACCCACGAACGUCUAUGAGAUUCCGCACUGUUGCUUUUGAGGCAGCUUUCUCCGAGACAUAUGACGACCUCAUCCGAGAUAUGCGACAAUGGCUACUACACAGCGACGGGCAAGUACAGCUCGUUGUAUUGGCAAACAUCAAAGAGGAUAAAAAAGCACUUGCAAUGCAGCAAAAGAGUGAUGCCUUCAGGGAUCGUGCGGCUAGGCUUCUGGAGGAAUUUGGAAAUUCUCUCGGAAGAAUCAAUCACGCUGAUAUCUUAGAGCGGCUGACGGAGGCAUGUGCCCAACAAGAGAGUCAGACUACGGAGAUUUACGAGAGACGACCUCAUGUAGGAGGGAUCCGCGAUCGAAUCAGUCGCCAUGUACAACCCAGCGAUUGGGUCGGUCCAAUCACUGCUGAACUUGAGUUCUGGCAGAUGGCGGGUUCUGAACCUCAAAGACGGGGACAAAGAGUCCGUGUGUUUCCUGGACCUGUAAUUGGAGAUCUACCUCCUCUCUAUAUUGGUGAUGUGAUUCACCCAGACUGUCGUGGCAGCUUUUCGAACUUUGAUGCGUCUCGGAAGCUCAUCCCAGACCCUGAGAAGUUCGUGAGAGCAUUGACUGGGGGAAUCAGUGAACUCGCUCAUAGUCGCAUGCUUUAUUUUGCACGCCCGAAGGAUAGUGAUGAAGAAGACGAGGACUACAAGGAGUAG
This is a messenger RNA of Aspergillus udagawae, 1209 nucleotides long. RefSeq lists its product as uncharacterized. Bases 1 to 1209 code for a protein of 402 amino acids. The record is from RefSeq and is a predicted model, not a curated record. The transcript is spliced from 2 exons. NCBI's taxonomy places the organism in Eukaryota, Fungi, Ascomycota, Eurotiomycetes, Eurotiales, Aspergillaceae.